AAUACAGUUCGGGUGUGUUAUGUCUUAAAAGGCCGGCGAGGGCUUCGCGGGAAACCGAGCGGAGGGAUACCGCGGGUGGGGUGCUACGGUGGUUUUUAUUGCAGCCGGCGGAGCCCUCAGUUGUGAUUCUCAUGCUACCGAUGACAGACUGUCGUCCUCGUCGUGUCGCUGGUGCAGGCUCCCGACUCUACAUGCGUGUUUCACCCCGCGUCCCUGACACCGACUGCGGCGCCUCUGCCGAAGGAUUUAAUGGUACUUCCGCGCUGGAAUAACGUUCCUGCUAUUUUUCGCGUGUUUUCGGUCGAUUCUCCGCUGCUUUGUUUUGCCGACGAUCUUAAAUUAAAAGCUUCACAAAAAGCAAAGAGCCUCUGGACACACCAUGCCGCUGAAUUCAGUUUUAGCGAGUAAAAACUACGACUACGACUACGACUCUCUUCAACCAUAUUUUUACUAUGACAACGAGGAGGAGGAUUUCUACCCUCAGCAGCUUCAGCCUCCGGCACCGAGUGAAGACAUCUGGAAGAAAUUUGAACUGCUGCCGACCCCUCCCCUCUCCCCGAGCCGCCGGCCGUCCCUGUCGAGCCUGUUCCCCUCCACGGCGGAUCAGCUGGAGAUGGUAACCGAGUUCCUGGGUGACGACGUUGUGAACCAGAGCAUCAUCUGCGACGCCGACUACUCCCAGACCUUCCUCAAGUCCAUCAUAAUCCAGGACUGCAUGUGGAGCGGCUUUUCCGCCGCUGCCAAGCUGGAGAAGGUGGUUUCCGAGCGGCUCGCCUCCCUGCACGCUGCGAGGAAGGAGUCGGUGGCCGGUGAAAGCGCGGAGCACGCCGGCGCUGCAGCGUGGAGGAUGAGCAGCAGCUACCUGCAAGAUCUGAACACGUCCGCCUCGGAGUGCAUCGAUCCAUCUGUUGUUUUCCCGUAUCAGAUGGCAGAGACGCCGAAGCAGGGAGCAGGGACGCUGCCUAGUAAUGAUCUGGGACUGGACACGCCACCCAACAGCGGCAGCAGCAGCAGCAGCAGCAGCAGUUGCAGUGACUCAGACGAUGACGAUGACGAUGAGGAGGACCAGGAGGAAGAGGAGGAGAUUGAUGUGGUCACAGUGGAGAAGAGACAGGCAGUGAAGCGGUGUGACCCCAGCCCGCUGGAGACCAGGCAUCCCAGCCCGCUUGUGCUGAAGAGGUGCCACGUCUCCACCCAGCAGCAUAAUUAUGCCGCCCAUCCAUCCAUGAGGCACGAGCAGCCAGCUGUUAAGAGGCUGAAGCUGGAGAGCGGCAGCGGAGGUGGAGGUGGAGGCGGCGGCGGCGGCCACAGUGGCCACAGCAGGGUCCUCAAACAGAUCAGCAGUAACCGCAAGUGUUUGAGCCCCCGGACGUCUGACACGGAGGACUAUGACAAGAGAAGGACUCAUAACGUUCUGGAGCGCCAGAGGAGGAAUGAGCUCAAGUUGAGCUUUUUCGGCCUGCGAGACGAGAUCCCAGAAGUGGCAAAGAAUGAAAAGGCAGCCAAAGUGGUGAUCUUGAAGAAGGCUACAGAGUGUAUUUACAGCAUGCAGUCCGACGAACAGAGACUCCUCUCACUCAAAGAGCAGCUGAGGAGGAAAAGUGAACUUUUAAAGCAGAGACUCGCACAGCUGCAUGGCUCUUGUGCUUGAAGUUUGAAUCAGACCUUUUGCCCUUUUGUUUUUUAUGCAAGUUCAAGACUUGGGUGUACAGUUGUUGUUGCAUGCAAAUGCAAAAUUGAUUAAGUUGUUUUGAAAUCUUGUUCGAUUUCAAUGUUAAAACUGCCUCAAUAGAAGUUAUUUGUGGAUUCAAUAUUUAAAAGUUUAUUUUUAUUAAUAAAAUAUAAAAAAAAAAUUGGGCUGUCCCGUUGGGGGUCCAAACUAAAAUAUAUUUUUUUUAUCUUUUGUAUAUGAUUAAUAUUUCCUAAGAAAAUGUAUUUUUGGAUCUCAAUUGUCUGAAUGUUCAGACCCAGUGUUUGGUUUUUUCCAUUCUGUUCAUAGAUUCUUUUUGCAAUAUAAAAAAUGUUUCCUCUUGAA
Molecule: messenger RNA, 2035 nt
Organism: Scophthalmus maximus (turbot)
Lineage: Eukaryota; Metazoa; Chordata; Actinopteri; Pleuronectiformes; Scophthalmidae
Gene: myca
Product: MYC proto-oncogene, bHLH transcription factor a
Exons: 3
Coding region: 380-1651 (423 amino acids)
Biological process (GO): positive regulation of cell population proliferation; regulation of transcription by RNA polymerase II
Molecular function (GO): RNA polymerase II cis-regulatory region sequence-specific DNA binding; protein dimerization activity; DNA-binding transcription factor activity, RNA polymerase II-specific
Source: RefSeq, a predicted model, not a curated record